CAUGAGUAUAUAAGCAACGCAUGCGCACCCCUCAGCAUUCAGAACAAGAGCGCCCACCGAAGGUACUCAAGCACCAUGAAGGUUCUAAUUUUGGCUGCUAUCCUGGCGGUGUGCAGAAGUGCGGCAGGCGGCGUGUUGCCAGUGGCGGCGCCCUACGCAUACAGGCCGUACGGGGUCGCGGCGCCGCUGGUUGCGCGGCCCGCUUUCGCAGCACCCUACGCCGUUGCCCCUGCGAUCGCCAAGGUCGCCGCCCCGGUUGAAGAAUACGAUCCCAAUCCUCAGUAUUCUUACGCUUAUGAUAUUCAAGACGCUUUGACUGGCGACUCAAAGAACCAGCAGGAGACCCGAUCAGGCGACGUAGUGCAAGGCUCGUACUCGCUGGUAGAACCUGACGGUACCCGCCGCGUGGUGGAGUACACCGCCGACCCUCACAACGGUUUCAACGCGGUCGUGCACAAGGAGCCGCUCGGCGGGGUCGUGGCGAAGGCUGUCGCAGCCCCCGCCUACAUUCACUAGUCCUGACCACUUAUCCGUUCAGACUGAUCUAGAACUGCAAAAAUUACCUACGUAAUUACAGUGUUGUUGCAAUUCCAUUUACAAUUUUAGGUAAUUAUCAUUGUAAUGGUUUGACAGCAUGUCGUGGAGAGUUCUUCAGUUCACCAUCAAAAAAGGCUUUGGAAACGAUCUAGAUCCGUCUAACCCGUCAAAGUGACCUGAAUAAUUGUAUUACGUUUAUGUUUUAUUUAUGCUUAAUAUGUAGCGUAUUGUUAAUUGAUGUGUUAACUCUGAGGUAAUAAAUAAGGGGAUCUAAA
Molecule: messenger RNA, 812 nt
Organism: Manduca sexta (tobacco hornworm)
Lineage: Eukaryota; Metazoa; Arthropoda; Insecta; Lepidoptera; Sphingidae
Gene: CPR73
Product: larval cuticle protein A2B
Exons: 3
Coding region: 76-516 (146 amino acids)
Cellular component (GO): extracellular matrix
Source: RefSeq, a predicted model, not a curated record